Messenger RNA from Anopheles coustani, 2656 nucleotides. RefSeq names its product U4/U6 small nuclear ribonucleoprotein Prp3 (gene Prp3). The record is from RefSeq and is a predicted model, not a curated record. Gene Ontology annotation, biological process: mRNA splicing, via spliceosome. The transcript has 2 exons. Bases 130 to 2253 code for a protein of 707 amino acids. NCBI's taxonomy places the organism in Eukaryota, Metazoa, Arthropoda, Insecta, Diptera, Culicidae. Gene Ontology annotation, cellular component: U4/U6 x U5 tri-snRNP complex.
UGUCAAAUAGAAAAGAAACGAAGCCUAGCUAAUUCUGGUGAAAACGGAGCGCUAUCUAUGCUCAUCUCAAAGUAAAUAUCUUGAAUUGGUGGAUUUAUUCCGUGACAUAUUCAGCUAAGUGUGUUUGAAAUGGCAUGCCUAUCGCAUCGUGAGUUGGAUGCUGUUCGAUCCAGCUUAGAAAAACAAGUUUCCAAGGUACUUGGUUCGGCAGACACAAACGUGUUGUCGGCAAUAGAAUCGAAUUUGUACAAUGGCUUUGAUCGGUGUAAACUUGUAAAGGAUCUUUCGUGCGUCAUCGGAGACAGUAAAGCACUGAGAAUAGGUGAUAAGGUGGAAGAUUUUGUUGAUAAUUUUAGAAGCCAUGGGCAACCCAUCCGCACAGCAGCUGCAGGAAAAACAACCAUCGAAUCAGCAUCAUCUAAUAAGCGUUCCGCUGAGCCAACUGUGGCAAUCCCAAACCAACCAGUCGAUUGGAAAAGAGCAAAACGGAACGAGGACAACAAAGAAGAAAUGUUACCUAAAAAUGGAGGAGAAGGAAAGAACAAUGGUCAAAACACGGAAGCUGCUACCAAAUUUUCCAUGGCCCAUAUACAAAUGAUGAUGGAAAAUGCCCAACGUCAAAUAGAAGAACGCAAAAAAAAUCUACAAAGCAUAAAAAAUAAUAAAAUAGCCAACAUACCGGCUUCUGCAAUAGCUGCAGCGGAUGCAGUGACUGCUAAAAUCUCUGCUGCUGCAGCGGCAGCAGCCGCAGCUGUCGGUGCAACGGAAGCGGGACCAGCCUCUACCACCAAUCCAGCCCGGUCUAAAACCAUCGACAGCAGCAACCUCCUGCCAGAUGUCAACGCACCAGCAAUUUCGGACGCUGAGAGGUCAAAGAAAAUAGCGCAACUGCAAGAGCAGAUUCGAUUGAAGUUGUCCGGGACAUUGGCGAAUGUGUUACCACCACCACAAAUGGUUCAAGACAAACCAAAACCAUUGAUUCUAGACGCCGAAGGGCGCACUGUUGAUGGAAGUGGUCGAACUGUAGUUGUACCGCAGUUGACACCUACGCUGAAGGCCAACAUUCGUGCCAAAAAGCGAGAAUCAACCAAAACCCAACAAGCUGCUGAACGCGUACAGAACGAUGAAGCCAACGACACACACUUUCACGACGAUCGCAUUGCACUUAAACCUGCUAUCAGGAGUAAACGUUCUUUACGCUUCCACGAGCCAGGAAAGUUUCAGCAACUAGCCGAACGUAUGCGAAUGAAGGCGCAGUUAGAAAAGUUGCAGAAUGAAAUUUCUCAGAUCGCACGCAAAACAGGAAUAAGUUCGGCAACUAAAUUGGCGCUGAUCGCCCCAAAGGCGGAAUCGCAUUCGAAUGAUGUGCCGCUUAUGGAGUGGUGGGAUUCGGUAAUACUGGCCGAUGAUUUAAAUACUUUUGAUGACCAGGGAAAUAUUUCUAUUAGAGAUUCAUCGAUCACUAAUCUCAUCGAGCAUCCCACCCAAAUGCGUCCACCAAACGAAUCAUCACGUUCCGUUUAUCUGCCAGUGUUUCUUACCAAGAAGGAACGGAAAAAACUUCGUCGGCAAAAUAGACGGGAAGCUUGGAAAGAGGAACAAGAAAAAAUUCGCCUCGGUUUGGAACCUCCGCCUGAGCCAAAGCUUCGCAUAUCAAAUCUUAUGCGAGUGCUAGGAACGGAGGCAGUGCAAGAUCCAACAAAAAUCGAAGCUCAUGUACGAGAACAGAUGGCCAAACGACAGAAACUUCACGAAGAAGCUAAUGCCGCCCGGAAACUUACUGAUGACCAGCGUCGUGACAAGAAAAUGCGCAAAUUAAAGGAAGACACCACCCUAGGUGUGCAUGUAGCAGUUUAUCGGAUUCGCGAGCUGCAAGAUCAGCAGAGUAAAAAGUUUAAGGUUGAAACGAACGCGAAGCAACUGUUUCUAACUGGUGUUUGCGUUUUGUUUCGCGACUGCUGUGUCGUUGUCGUAGAAGGUGGACCAAAACAGCAAAAGAAAUAUCGCCGCCUUAUGUUGCAUCGCAUCAAAUGGGAGGAGGAUUUAGUGAAAAAUGCAGAUGGAAACGAGAUACCCAAUGCGUGUGUAUUAGUUUGGGAAGGAACAAAUCAACGUCGGAACUUUGGUGAAUUUAAGUAUAAAUCAUUUCCACUGGAGAAAAGCGCCAGAGAUUUCUUUCAGAAGCAUCAUGUUGAACAUUAUUGGGAUUUAGCUUAUUCUGGAGCUGUGCUGGAAGCUUCUGAAGACUCCUAAAAUAAAGGAUACCAUUUCGGAUGGCAAAACAAUAAAAUUGUACUAAGUUUUGAGUGUUUUUUUCACGGGGGCUAAACGCUGAAUACUAUAUUAAUUCCUUUAUUUGUUCUUUAUUUCCACAUGCCAGUUGUGCUUAUUCGCUCAUUAAAGGAGAGUUUAGUCAGUAUUUCAUUCAAAUAGGUUUUCAAUUGAACGUUUUUGCACGAUUGUCUUAGCGCCAUCUUAAAUACAAUAGAGCGAAAAAAAGGCCGCGUGCGCCAUAAAAUGAAUGCGUUACCUCGAAAAAGGGCAUAAAAUAUAAUUUCCACCAAUUUGCAUAGAAAUUGCACCAUAUUUUAUUUCAAAGUAGGCACGAUUUUUUAAAGCCGAAAUUAGUAUAAUAGUCAUCUGAACAACGUAAAUA